Messenger RNA from Python bivittatus (Burmese python), 1179 nucleotides. The record is from RefSeq and is a predicted model, not a curated record. Lineage: Eukaryota; Metazoa; Chordata; Lepidosauria; Squamata; Pythonidae.
AUGGAAGAGAUUCCUUUUGUUCCUAUGCUUUUUCUGCAGAACGGCACCAUCAAGCCCUGGGGGAUCAUCCACUCUAAAAUGCAACAUUUUCUCCAGCAGGUCUUGGAUAAAUACUAUCCAAGCUAUAAACAUAGUUUUACUCCUGAGCAGCUAACAUAUAUAACCGUUCACACUUUCUCGGUAGUUAAAUAUAUUCAGAUCUAUUUGACUGUGGUCCAAAAAUGGCUUCUUUUGGGAGCCAAAUUUUUUUCUGCUAAGGUCACAGGAAUAGAUAAAGAUGUGCCCAUCACAUAUGUGUCUUUGAUUUAUACGCAGUGUUUAAAACUGACCUACUCGUAUUCCUCUGUCCUGACCUUUGGAGGCUGUCACUAUAACUUUAUGGUUGUAGUCAAUCAAGUAAAGGACAGACAUUCUGCUGAAAAACUACUUUUUAGAACGGCAGCCAUAAAGAUCGUUGAAGUUUCUCUCAUUAUUGCCAGUUAUAUUAGCGACUCUUCAUCAACCCACCUACCUCCAACAUUGCCUGCUCAAAGCAUACAUUCUCCAUACACUACAUCAUGUAGCAACUCAAAAGCCAAUCUUUCUUUCCUAGCCUGCCACAGAUCUCUAAGGGGCCUAUGCUGCUGUAAGGGCUGUUUCAAUGGUUUGACCUAUAGUUGUUUUGACACAUGAUCAAUAGAAGACUUCUAUGCUUUCACUGACUAUGUGCUCUGUUAAAUCAGGAAGGCUCCAAGUCUUCUUAAUGGUGAACUACAAUUUCCAAAAAGCUUAAGGCAGGAUAAAGGUACUUUUCACUGUUUUUGUUCCUGUUACUUUCUGUUUUAAAAUCUGCAUUUCCUUCUGAAGCAUAUCCCCAAAUCCAUCUCCUCAAAUGGCAUCAGAGAUUCCCCAUUCUUUCACAAUCGUCUCAAAGUUGCUGAUUUCACAGCAUGUUUAUAUACACUAAGUCUAAUCUCUUUAGGUUCUUGUUUUCUAAAUGUUGCAUCUGGCAUCAGGCAACACUCCCCGCUGCUAGAAUCUUCCUACUAAUUUUUAUAAUAAUUUGAUAUUCAUAUCAUGUUCCCUAUCAGAAUUUUUCAGCUAUUAAUGUUUUCCUGAAUAUGCAUAAAUCUGCUUUUGACCUGCAAGCUUUUCAAGGCAAAAAAGUCUUACUUAGGGACAAUAAUUUCUUUGGGGAAA